This is a messenger RNA of Racocetra fulgida, 297 nucleotides long. Lineage: Eukaryota; Fungi; Glomeromycota; Glomeromycetes; Diversisporales; Gigasporaceae. The record is from the annotation of a GenBank genome assembly.
AAUGUAAUAAUGUUACUGCUAUUCCUAAAGAUGAUUGUUGUCGUGAUGGUGGUCUUGGAAGAAAUCAAAUGAUGGAUGGCAAUAAUUUAUUACCUACCGAUUUUUACAUGAGAGUCGACAAUAUUACUGAUACAAAAGAAUGCUGUAAACGAUGUUAUGAAGAGCCUUCAUGUGUUUAUUAUAUUCAUAUUCUUGAUUCAAAUACAUGUGAUAUAUAUGGUGAUAGUAUCCGUACAUGUUUCCCUCUCUUUGAACCUCCACCAUCUUCUAAUGGUGAUGAGGCUACCGGCAUUAUUG